Salvelinus fontinalis (brook trout) is the source of this 3015-nucleotide messenger RNA. Its product is annotated as ras-related protein Rab-21. The coding region runs from base 237 to 896 and encodes 219 amino acids. Gene Ontology annotation, molecular function: GTPase activity; GTP binding. NCBI's taxonomy places the organism in Eukaryota, Metazoa, Chordata, Actinopteri, Salmoniformes, Salmonidae. Gene Ontology annotation, biological process: Rab protein signal transduction. The record is from RefSeq and is a predicted model, not a curated record. The transcript has 7 exons.
CGUAGAAAGAGACGCCAUUAGUAGGGGUUGAGAGGGGAGAGCAGAGCGAACCAGCGAGCUUAGGGUGGGGGAAAUCAGUUUGGUCUACAAGAGCUGGGCGAGUGAGAUUUGUUCCAAUUCUGAUUCGCAGGGGAUUCGUGUCCUCGACUUCUUGAUUUCGAUUUGAGUCAUCUAAUGUGAUUAGAGGGAGAUACUUCGACUGGGCUACUUAUAUUCCUAAUCAUAUUUAUUUCACCAUGGCGGCUGGCGGCGGAGCAGGCAACAAAACCUACUCUUUCAAGGUGGUUUUGUUGGGAGAGGGCUGUGUCGGCAAGACAUCGCUCGUGUUGCGGUAUUGUGAAAAUAAAUUCAACGACAAACACAUCACCACACUUCAGGCCUCCUUCCUCACCAAGAAGCUCAACAUCACAGGGAAGAGGGUGAACCUGGCCAUAUGGGAUACAGCAGGUCAGGAGCGGUUCCACGCUUUAGGUCCCAUCUACUACAGAGACUCCAACGGAGCCAUAUUGGUCUAUGACAUCACAGAUGAGGACUCUUUCCAGAAGGUGAAAAACUGGGUCAAAGAAUUGAGAAAAAUGUUGGGGAAUGAGAUUUGUUUAUGUAUAGUAGGUAAUAAAGUAGAUCUGGAGAAGGAGAGACAUGUAUCAGUUGAAGAGGCAGAAGGGUAUGCAGAGUCCGUGGGGGCAAAACACUACCACACAUCAGCCAAAUUAAACAAGGGAAUAGAAGAACUGUUCCUUGACCUGUGUAAAAGAAUGAUGGAGACGGCCCAAGCAGAGGAGAGGGCGAAGGGUAACGGAGCCAGCCAGUCAACGACAUCACGAAGGGGCGUACAGAUCGUGGACGAUGACCCUCAAGCCGCCACGGCCGCGGGGGGCUGCUGCUCAUCUGCUUAACCCCCACCCUCCACAUCCCAACCUACCCCCCCACCUCCACGUCCCAAUUUACCCCAUCCUCCCCCUUUCCCCCCUUAAGCAACCAGGACUGUUGCCUCUGCCCUCAGCCUCCCCUCUCAUCUCCCUCCUUAUGACAUGAAGACUGCUGUUCUCCCUCUGAGUCAUCGUACACUUUACUCACUACACUUCUCCCUCUAUGGAACAAUGUGCUGGCUUAUAUACUAUUCUUUAUACUGUAAUAUUCAUUCAUUGGUGCCCCUUCCUGACCAUCCAUAUGAGACUUCUGACACCCCCUGCUGACCCAUCCGUAUGAGACUUCAGACACCUCCUGCUGACCCAUCCAUAUGAGACUUCUGACACCCCCUGCUGACCCAUCCGUAUGAGACUUCUGACACCCCCUGCUGACCCAUCCGUAUGAGACUUCUGACACCCCCUGCUGACCCAUCCGUAUGAGACUUCUGACACCCCCUGCUGACCCAUCCGUAUGAGACUUCUGACACCCCCCGCUGACCCAUCCGUAUGAGACUUCUGACACCCCCCCCUGACCCAUCCGUAUGAGACUUCUGACACCCCCCCUGACCCAUCCAUAUGUGACUUCUGACACCCCCCCCCUGACCCAUCCGUAUGAGACUUCUGACACCCCCCCCUGACCCAUCCGUAUGAGACUUCUGACACCCCCCCCUGACCCAUCCGUAUGAGACUUCUGACACCCCCUAAUGACCCAUCCAUAUGAGACUUCUGACACCCCCUGCUGACCCAUCCGUAUGAGACUUCUGACACCCCCUCCUGACCCAUCCAUAUGAGACUUCUGACACCCCCCCUGACCCAUCCGUAUGAGACUUCUGACACCCCCUAAUGACCCAUCCAUAUGAGACUUCUGACACCCCCCUGACCCAUCCGUAUGAGACUUCUGACACCCCCUGCUGACCCAUCCGUAUGAGACUUCUGACACCCCCUCCUGACCCAUCCAUAUGAGACUUCUGACACCCCCUCCUGACCCAUCCAUAUGAGACUUCUGACACCCCCCCCUGACCCAUCCGUAUGAGACUUCUGACACCCCCAGCUGACCCAUCCGUAUGAGACUUCUGACACCCCCUCCUGACCCAUCCAUAUUAGACUUCUGACACCCCCUGCUGACCCAUCCAAAUGAGACCUCUGAGUGAUGAAGAGGUGAAGAGAACAUGAAAGGAAAGAAUCUGCCUCCUUUGUCUUUCUACAAACUAGCAGAUGGACUUCUAACACACUAGUGUGAAAUACACACACACACACACACACUGUCCCCACCUCUCUGAAAUGAACACAAACCAACAGACUACAUUAUAACUCAUAAACACUCAUACCCCAGAUUUCUAGGCCUUUUUGUUUUGCGAGGAUAAUGUGCAUGAUGAGGUGAUCCGUCUCUGAAGGCUUCAUUUGGUUUCACUUUAGAGAAAGAAGAGAAAAACCCUGAUCUUUAUUGUUGAUAAACUAAAGUACAUGUUGUAUGGAAAUGUGUCCACGCCCUCGGUACUGCUUCUUCUUCUGUGGUGGUGAAGUGGUGAAAGCCCUCUGAUUCCGUCAUCCAGCUCUUUUCUUGGCCUGUGUUCAUAAAGCUUCUCGGUAGGAGUCCCACCUGUCUCUGUAACCUUAUUGAGUUCUAAAAGAGUAAACUGAUCCUAGAUCAGCGUUUCUGCUCUGAGACCCUUUAUGAAUACAUGCAUUGUGCUUUUUCAAUAACAAAAAAAAAACAGUAAGUUCUCUCUUCCCCUCCUUUCUCUUGAUCUCUGUGAUUUAAACAGCAGGUGUUUUGCACCCGUCACUAUCGAUGCUUUUGUUAUACCGCGUUUCCUUCCUGUUUGACGAGUUUCUCUGUGAAAAAUGUAAAUGACAACAACAACAAAUACAUUUAAAAAAACAACCCAAAAAACGGAUGAAGAGUAUGAAUACCGUUGGAUGUUUUAUCUGCUUUUUACAGGCUUUGGGGAAAGGAUACGCAGGUGUAGGAAAGUGUACAAUAGUCUUAAUGAUUGUAAAAUGAAAUAACAAUUGUGGAUGAAAGCACACUUUCUGGAAUUGUAAUUUUUUAAACUGCUAGUGUCGUGUGUUUUGUAAUAGAACAAUUAUAACUAUUUACAACGCA